This is a messenger RNA of Lotus japonicus, 1243 nucleotides long. RefSeq names its product protein ORANGE-LIKE, chloroplastic. The transcript has 8 exons. Gene Ontology annotation, cellular component: chloroplast membrane. NCBI's taxonomy places the organism in Eukaryota, Viridiplantae, Streptophyta, Magnoliopsida, Fabales, Fabaceae. The coding region runs from base 118 to 1080 and encodes 320 amino acids. The record is from RefSeq and is a predicted model, not a curated record.
GUUAACGUUUGAAGCAACUGCCGUAACAGCAGGAACAUCCGAUGACGUAUCAUCGUUAGCUGAACUUGCCUAGUUAAGCUUCAUGUUGGGUGGAGUUUCCCACUUUCCACCAAAGCAAUGACUGCUUUCUCUCCCUACUCUCAAUUCUCUUCCUCCCCAGUUCCUUCUUUCCCCUCACCCUCUAAGAACUCAACUUUCUGCUCCCCCUUCAAUGGAAACACCAAGCAAUUCUCCUUCUCCAGAGGCACCACCACCCUCUUGCAGCUUCAGUCUCGGAUAAUUCUGCUGCGCUCUUCUUCAAAGGACCCGGCCUCAAGUGACAACUUACCCAGUAACUUUUGUAUUAUUGAGGGGCCAGAGACGGUUCAGGAUUUUGUUCAGAUGCAGCUGCAGGAAAUUCAAGGCAACAUUAAGAGCAGGCGAAAUAAAAUCUUUCUUCUCAUGGAAGAGGUGAGGAGAUUGCGUGUGCAGCAGCGAUUAAGAGGUGAACGAAGAGUUAUUAGUGAAGAGGGAGAGGAGGAAGCAAAUGAGAUGCCGGAAAUUCCAUCAUCAAUUCCUUUUCUUCCUAGUGUGACGCCCAAGACUUUGAAGAAGCUCUACCUAACAAGCAUUUCAUUCAUCUCUGCAGUAAUAGUAUUUGGUGGGCUUAUUGCACCAACGCUGGAGCUAAAAUUAGGAAUAGGCGGUACCUCAUAUGAAGAUUUCAUCAGAAGCCUGCAUUUACCUUUACAACUAAGUCAGGUCGACCCAAUUGUGGCGUCUUUUUCAGGCGGAGCUGUCGGCGUGAUUUCAGUUUUGAUGUUAAUUGAGGCUAAUAAUGUUAAGAAACAAGAGAAAACAAUGUGCAAGUAUUGCCUCGGAACCGGAUACUUGGCCUGUGCUAGGUGCUCAACAAGUGGUGUAUGCUUGGACAUUGAUCCUAUUUCUGUAUCCAGUGCUUCUGUUAGACCUCUUCAAGUUCCUAAGACUAGAAGGUGUCCAAAUUGUUCUGGUGCGGGAAAGGUUAUGUGCCCAACCUGCCUUUGCACUGGGAUGAAGAUGGCAAGCGAACAUGACCUACGGAUUGAUCCAUUUCUCUAACUAUUCACAUGAUUUGAGGACUUGUAAUUAGUUGCUCCAAAUGUGUUAUUGUUUUUAAAUCCCUUCUCCAAGUUUAGCAUUAAUCAACCCCGUGGAUGUUAACCACCACAUACUAUUAAGUAUUAAUUCUCAUGAAACCACAUGUUACUUUUUUGUUAUGAUA